ACUUUUUCAUGGUAAUUGACUUUUGGAUAUGAUAUUUUUCUGUCGGCUUUAGCCAUGAAGGACCGGAAUGAGACUCUCACCUUAGAGACUCAUCGGCGUGUUACACGCUCCAUGAUCAAGAACGAUGUGCGUAACACAAAGAUGACCAAAGUUGAGAAACGCAAGACAACGUUACGAAAAGUACCCGCAGGAAUAGUACUUUCGGCAUCUCGAAUCCCCCCGAUCUCCAAGGAACGAUUUGGCCUCAUCCAAGAAACUGUCGGAACAGAUCUGUACAAACUUCUCGUUGCAGCCGUUCUCUGGAAUCGUACUCGAGGAUCACAAGCCCGCCCUGUUUUCCAAAAGCUCAUAUCCCGGUACCCAACACCAAAUCACCUCGCAGAAGCAUGUUUCUCCGACCUUGCAAAUCUCAUCCGUCCAAUAGGACUCUACAACUCCCGCGCCGCUCGGUUCAUCGCCUUCGCCAAGACAUGGCUUGACCAACCACCCCAUAAAUCAAGGCGGUACAGAAAGCUACAUUAUCCCCUGCAGGGCACUGGCUUAGACAUCGGCAAGGAUGAAGUCUUGGAUGAAGAUGAUGAGAGACAGGGCUGGGAAGUGGCACAUUUGCCGUCGCUUGGUCCAUACGCCAUUGAUAGCUAUCGGAUCUUUCAUCGAGACAUACUGAGAGGUCUAGCUGACGACUGGAAUGGCUUGAAUGCAGUGCGGGGGUUUGAACCUGAGUGGAAGAGGGUUCUGCCACUUGAUAAAGAGUUGAGGGCUUAUCUUCGAUGGAUGUGGCUGAAGGAAGGCUGGAUAUGGGAUCCUGAAACUGGCGAUAAGAUUAAAGCUUCAGAUGAAAGGAUGGAAAUAGAGCAUCGUCGAUCAAGGAGUUUGUCUCCAGAGGGGUUUCGAGUACCCCGUCGAUGAACCCUGCAAGUCUUGUCUUUCCAUAGCUGAAAGGGAUCGGGCCUUGAGCAGUGGUCAAUCAUGUCUCAGACAUACUUCAGCUCCAAUCCUUGAAGAUGACUGUCUCGAAUCUAAACCAUGGGCUUCCUCCUUGCAUUAGCUUUCUUUCCUCGC
Messenger RNA from Fusarium redolens, 1062 nucleotides. RefSeq names its product DNA glycosylase. Gene Ontology annotation, molecular function: catalytic activity; DNA binding. Gene Ontology annotation, cellular component: nucleus. Gene Ontology annotation, biological process: base-excision repair. The transcript has a single exon. Bases 55 to 909 code for a protein of 284 amino acids. The record is from RefSeq and is a predicted model, not a curated record. NCBI's taxonomy places the organism in Eukaryota, Fungi, Ascomycota, Sordariomycetes, Hypocreales, Nectriaceae.